GUGACCCAAGUGGACAUUCCUUUCAGCUUUCAUUGCUCUUGUGGAAACCAAUUCUAAACCAUAUUAAUUUUUUUCUUUGUUUUUGGAAAUGUUUAUCUUAAUCCUAUUGUCCUGUUUUACCAUCAUGGUAUCUACAGUACCAGUCCGUCCUAAUGUCCUUCCUCCCCUUCUUUCACAAGGAAGAGCCACUCAAAUUCAGACAGUUCAAUCUGUUGAAGCCACAAACCAGAAACCUGACUCUCAGACUCCAGCCCCGCUUUCCCCUAUUGUGGAGCAACCACAGCCUGGGGUCCCCCAGCAACCGGGUCCCCAGGGUGGCCCCCAGUUCCUGUCUCCCACACAACACUACACCUGGUUUCCACUAGGGGGCAGUCCAAUGAUCAUUCCAAUGCAGCCGGGCGUCCACGGAUCUCAGCCUGCUUACCAGCCGACACUCCCACAGCAACCUCUGCUGUUCCCUCCUUAUAGAUACUUUCCUCUUUUGUCAUCACCCUAUAGGAAUCAACCGUAUCCCCCAUAUGGAUUCGAAUUGAUUCUUGAAUCACCUCUUCCACAAACUCCAGCAAAUCAACCUCCGAACAAUCCAUUGUUACCUGCAGAGACACCUUUAGGAGCUGUUCCUUCAGGAAAUGCACUUCAGCCAAUGCCGCAACAACAGAAUCCCCAAAUUGUAUACAUGCUCCAGCAACACAUGAACUCUCCACUUGGCAGUCUAAGCUCAGAGGAACUUGAGAUGGCAGCUAAAAUGGGCCAGCUGGGUGUGUACCUGUCCACUGUGCUCGCAAACUCACCUGCAGCAGCCGUUCAGCCUGUGAACCAGGCUGCUGGGCUUGCAAACCCAGAACAGCAAGGCAUUGUGCCAACUGUGAUGACUUCAUCAGCCGGAUUCCCACAGACACCAGGACUGGCCAGCUCUGGGCCGCGGCCGAACACUAACGGGGUCCCUGUAGGUUUGCAGAGACCAGUGGAGGAGGAGGCAGCCACUGUCCAAACACCUGCUCAACCCAAACUCCAACCCACACAGGGAAACCUUGUCUGAGACUGCAGCCACCAGCAGAGAAAACUCAUAACAUACGGAGAGAAACAACUAAACAUGUUAUUGAUGAACUCCAUAGACUAACAAUGUGUCAAUGAAGUUUCUCAUGCAUUACAUUUUAGCUUAGCAAUUUACUAACUGUGAACAUUUUGUUUCAUUUAUUACCAUUAUUGUUUUUUUUCUUUUUAUAAAUAAUAUCAAAUAAAAAUGAAGUCAGAUUAAACCCGAAUUGUUUCAUCUUCUCAAAUAACGUGAAUACAUUGCUUGUUUUAGUUUAAAUAUAUUCGUAUCUUAAACCUGCAUUACAUGAUUGCCCACUUGGGAGCACUGAAAACAAGCUGUGAACACAAUUUUGACAUAUUAUCACAUUUUAAGUUAUGGUCAACGUGUCACACA
Messenger RNA from Siniperca chuatsi (mandarin fish), 1432 nucleotides. Its product is annotated as MAGE-like protein 2. The record is from RefSeq and is a predicted model, not a curated record. NCBI's taxonomy places the organism in Eukaryota, Metazoa, Chordata, Actinopteri, Centrarchiformes, Sinipercidae. Bases 89 to 1039 code for a protein of 316 amino acids. The transcript has 7 exons.